This is a messenger RNA of Mesorhabditis spiculigera, 381 nucleotides long. NCBI's taxonomy places the organism in Eukaryota, Metazoa, Nematoda, Chromadorea, Rhabditida, Rhabditidae. The record is from the annotation of a GenBank genome assembly.
AUGACUAGUCAAGCCGGCUGCGACCACGCGAUAAACAGCUUUUAUGGAAUUUUUAAUUUUGAUGGUGCCAUUCCAACAUUAUCUAUCCGCUUUCCAGGACCAUAUUCCUUCACCAGAUAUUUGAGGAGAGGAAUUAAAUCGCGCAAUGGAUUUGUUGUCUGUACGGAAAGGUCGAGACAUCUACAGCCCACGACACCUGCUAGAUCGUCGAAAUCCGUCGAUCCGAGAUUGACUGAGACCGUCUCAUCAACUACCCCGUCGGGCGACGACACGAGGAUCUUUGGAUUCAUCAUCAUGCGCAACCAAGAUUCGCAGGUGUUGCAAAAACCGUGUCAGAACCACCCAUGCACGAUCUCAAGGAGCUGGAAAAUCUUCUGGUUU